AUGGCCGGCAGCGACAACUUGCUGCUCUGCAGCACGUGCGGCACGCAGUUUGAUAUCCCGGCUGACUCGCCGCCAAGCGGGUGUAGGAUCUGCGAUGAUCCACGGCAAUUCGUUCCGCCAUCUGGCCAGUCUUCGUGCUGGACCAGUCUGGGAGAGGAAAGAGGAAAGCAUGAGAAUCAGUGGAAGCAGGAUGGUGUGGAAAAGCGCAUGUGGUCCAUCACCACCGAGCCAAAGCUUGGAAUAGGGCAAAGGGCCAUCUUCUUGGAGACGCCCGAGGGCAAUGUAUUAUGGGACUGCAUUGCCUAUCUGGACGAAAAGACAAUCGAAACGAUCAACUCCAAAGGCGGCUUGAAGGCUAUCGUCAUCAGCCAUCCGCAUUUCUACACCACGCACCUGGAGUGGGCCAAAGCUUUCAAUUGCCCCGUCUACGUGUCGAGGGAGGAUGAGAAGUGGCUCAACCGCGUGGACAACUGGAACCUUCGAAGAUUUAUCGAAGGUCUAACGGAAACUAUUGUGCCUGGUGUUACAGCUAUCAAAGCUGGAGGCCACUUUGACGGAAGUCUGUGCCUCCACUGGGACAAGAAGUUACUUCACGCUGAUACACUCAUGGCUGCGCCGUCCGGCCUUUACCACAAAGACCGCCAGCCCGGUACUAUUAGCUACUCGUUCAUGUGGAGCAUACCGAAUAUGAUUCCGUUACCGCCAUCGAAAAUUCACCACAUCUGGAAGGCGGUAAAGCCUUUCGAGUUCGACGCAACACAUGGUGGCUUUACUGGUUCUGACAUUCGCGGGCCUGACCUGAAACAGAGGAUCUUGGAGAGCAUGAAGAUUCAGGUGAGAAGUAUGGGUCACGAUAUGCAUUCACUUCUUGAGGAGCCAUCUCCAUGA
Messenger RNA from Coniosporium apollinis CBS 100218, 888 nucleotides. RefSeq lists its product as uncharacterized. The coding region runs from base 1 to 888 and encodes 295 amino acids. NCBI's taxonomy places the organism in Eukaryota, Fungi, Ascomycota, Dothideomycetes. The record is from RefSeq and is a predicted model, not a curated record. The transcript is spliced from 6 exons.